Messenger RNA from Alternaria atra, 3408 nucleotides. RefSeq lists its product as uncharacterized. The record is from RefSeq and is a predicted model, not a curated record. Gene Ontology annotation, molecular function: zinc ion binding; DNA-binding transcription factor activity, RNA polymerase II-specific; DNA binding. The transcript has 7 exons. Gene Ontology annotation, cellular component: mitochondrial envelope. Gene Ontology annotation, biological process: regulation of DNA-templated transcription; DNA-templated transcription; mitochondrial electron transport, cytochrome c to oxygen. Bases 1 to 3408 code for a protein of 1135 amino acids. NCBI's taxonomy places the organism in Eukaryota, Fungi, Ascomycota, Dothideomycetes, Pleosporales, Pleosporaceae.
AUGUUCGUCCAGCGCUCUGCUAUUGCCGCAGCAAGGCGUGUGGCCCCCCGCGCCAUCGCGACUCGCCGCACCUUCACCACCACUUUUGCCCGUUGGGAGUCCACCGAGAGCAAGGAGGCCAAGGAGAGCAACAUUGCGCAGAAGGAGACUGGUCACUCGGCCGACUCGCCCAGUGUUCUUGCCGGCUUCAAGAAGCUCGACCAGAUCAAGUCCGAGGCGGACCUUUUGCCCCCUGGUGCGCAGCCCGGUACCGUUCCCACCGAUGCCGAGCAGGCGACCGGUCUUGAGCGUCUCGAAAUUCUCGGAAAGAUGCAGGGUAUCGAUAUCUUCGACAUGAGGCCAUUGGACGCCAGCCGUCUCGGCACGAUGGAGGAGCCCAUCACCGUCAACUCAGCUGGUAACGAGCAGUACGUCGGUUGCACCGGCUACCCCGCCGACUCGCACAACGUUCUCUGGAUCACCCUCACCCGUGAAGAGCCCAAGUCCCGCUGCAUGGAGUGCGGAUCCGUUUACGAGAUGAAGUACGUUGGCCCGGCAGACGACCACUCGCAUGACCACCACCACGUCGAGAACCAAUACCCUAGGCCCAAGAACAUGGCCGACUUCCUCAAGCCCGAGUACAUGGAGUCGCAAGCCACCCGAGGCGCACCACCUUUGCUGGGUUUACUUGCAUCGGUCUUCUCCAUCGGCAUUUCCCGUCUCGUUCCUGUUUCGACGUGCAUUACGAAGAGUAUGGCCACGAAGCGACCCCCGGAUGAUGACCCCAAUCUCGUCUCCAAGAUCCAGCGCAUCGAGCAUCAAGACCCGCUGAGCCCACAACACCGCCCGCCUAACAGCAAUGACUUUUCCGGCUCGGUCAAGAAGAAGCUCGCCGACUCCAAGCGGACGGGUCAGGCGUGCGAUCGGUGCAAGGUCCGCAAGAUUCGCUGCGACGGCCGACCCGAAGGAUGCACACCAUGCGAGCAGAACAGGACGCCAUGUCGCACCACCGACCGAAUCACCGGGCGCGCCACAGUACGCGGCCAUGCGGAGGCCAUGGAGUCGGAGAACUCGUACCUGCGCGCCCAGAUCGCUGACCUCCAGGCCCAGCUAAAGGAGCAUCACAUCGAACCCCGCGCACCGCCUGCCUACAACGCCUUGCAACCACCCAGCCACCCGUGGUCUUCAUCCUCCAACGACGGCCAGGCUUGGAACGAUGGACCGCGAAGGACAAGCACUUCUCCACUACCCGGCUAUGUGCCCGCUGCCACUCCAGUCAAGAUCGAGUCGCUGCCUCAAUUCAAGCACGGCUCCAUUGGCGACAACUACCUCGGCGUUGCGCCUGGAGAUUCACUUUUGAGCCACAUCAAGGGUACCUCGCUGUCAAUCUUUGGAACCGAAAUCGACAUCACAGACUUCAUGGCGGGCGAGGAAGAGUAUGAGAGUUCACCCAUGUCCUACACCACCUUGGUCAAUGUCACCAUUGGCGGACAACAUGUCGAGGAGCCGCCGUUACCGGCAUAUGCUGAAUUGCAAGAGUAUGCCAUUUGGUAUCUGCGGUCGCUGAACCCCUACACCAUGUUUGUGCACAAGCCUGCCUUUAUGGAAUUGAUCUGGAGAUUUGGCAACGACCCCAACUUUGUCCCUUCUGCGCCCCAAAUCGUUGCAGUACAUUUGAUGCUCGCGACCAUCACUUACCAGAUUGCGACCCGCAACAACCAACAGAGCGGUAGCACUAUGCUGGAUGACUCGCAUGCUCAUUAUUUGUAUGCGUCAACUUUCUACAAAGAGCUCAUUCUUGGCAAUCACGGCUGGCAAGAUGUCCAAGCCCUGGCUAUGAUAUGCCACCAUCUCCGAAACUUCCCCAAGCCCGGCGCGGCGUGGAUCAUGACUUCAACCGUCUAUCUGCUUGCAGUGCAACUCGGCCUACACAGAUCUGUCAAGGUCUGGGCAGACGGCGCAGGAGAAAUGACCAAAUUGGACAUUGAGAUGAGAAAACGAGUCUACUGGACCUUACAUGCACUACUCGUCAACUUGAGCGGGAAACUCGGACGGCCAAUACCAAUUAGCAGGGAUGACAUCGACGUCGAAUUCCCAGAACCUAUGAACGACUGCCUUCCAGGCGAGGAAGCCAAGCUGGACUCUUUCCAUCAAUGCUCGUUCCAAGUGGGCAUACAAAUUGCUAAAUACACCGUCUGGGAAAUGGAGCUCUACAAGACCAUAUAUGCUGUGCGACAUUCACCAAAAGCAUACGUGGAGAGCUUAAGACGUCUCGAGGCUGGCAUACAGCAGUGGAAGGAGGACCUUCCCUACGAGCUGCGCGAUCCAUCGCAUGCGUCGGAAGACGACCACAUAUUCGCACUCUAUCUGGAGUAUUGGUACCAGGCGUUCAACUUGCUCUUACAUCAUCCUGGCGUUUGUAGGUCUAUUGACGCGGCCAUCCUCAGCUCCAACUUAGACAAAUGCUUAACUGCAUCACAGAAGAUGUUGCACAACUGUACAGAGAUGAUGAACAAGAAGAGCUUGGACAUUCCCUGGAUCAACACGGUCGUCUACAUUGCUGCAGCAUUCACAACCCUCUUCAUCUCGUCUAUGAGGCAAGAGCAAAUGUCGCCUGUAGAUAUGACAAAACUUAAAGGCGACAUGGCGGCCUGGGUCAAUGUGCUUGGCGAGUGUGACCAUUUCCUAGGAUCUGGAAAUAAGCUCAAACUUGCUAUCGCAAGCAUUGUCGAUCAGUCGCUUGGUAACAUCAACGACAGUAUUGUCAAACGCACUGCAACCGAGUCCCUCGCUCGUGUGGCAAUGCAGGCUCCUCCUCGCUCGACAUCCACUGCCCCCACCUAUGACAACAGCGGAUAUCGGGAACAAUACACGACAUCAUCCAGUGGGCCUACGGACCCUACCCUCACCUCACAGUCGGCAACAUACAACAGUCUUUCGGGAAACACAACACACUCAUACAACCUCGGAACCCAAAUGUCCAUGCCUCAACCGACGAGCAGGGCAUACGAACAACAAGCAUACAGCAGUGGAGAUGAGACCAGCAUGCAUGCGAGCCAUGCAGCAGCGUUGGCAGCAGCAGCCUCUGGUAGCAUUUCACAGGCUUCCACCGACGCGUACGCCUACAGCAACUCUCAAAUUGCCAACAACGGUCACCAGCCCACGUACACGGCCAAUGGGUACGCUGCUCAGGACUGGAGUCAAUGGACACGAGCAUACAUGCAGCCACAACAGGGCCAGCCCGGCGAGUACCUAAAUACAGCGACUACUCUCAUGACCCUGGGUCGAGAUGCUGGAUCCCAAGGAACCGGAAGUGAUGGCCAAGGUCUUGUCCAAACAUCUGGAGUCCAGGGACACGCUCCGAGUCAUUGGCCAGAGAUCUCGUUCCCGAAUGCCGCUACUGGCAGCAGCCACAUGGCCCAACAAUGA